Messenger RNA from Owenia fusiformis, 2434 nucleotides. The record is from the annotation of a GenBank genome assembly. NCBI's taxonomy places the organism in Eukaryota, Metazoa, Annelida, Polychaeta, Sabellida, Oweniidae.
ACAGUAUCAAAUGUAAUAUCCGCGAGCUCUGGGGUCGACUGUCUCACUGGGGGAGCUAUAGGAAGUUCAUUCUGGGAAAACUCCCCCUCCAAAAAAGGAUUUGGACUAUCCGCCAUUUUGGAUAAAUCACGUGAUAUUUAAAGUCUCGUUUAACCUACUUAGACUUUUCUCUGUAGCUAUAUGAAUUUAAUUUCUCAUAUUUUCCUGAGUGUUCCUCCUAUUGUAUUUCCUUCAUUUGGCGUCAGUGCUUUUCUCAUAAAGCAAAUGGUUUUCUGUAAAAUCGACAAAUUAUCGUGCCCUUUAAAUCACGUGACCGGAAAAAGCGGGAAAUCUCAAAAUGGCUCAAGGAAAAGUGACCGAUUUCUUUUCUAAUAAAAAACAAUCGAAUUUACAAGCAUCAAAACGUAGAAAGCUUCAACAAACAAGUGAAAUAGAUUUAGCAUCAGCUGUGUUCGCUCCUGGGCCGAAAGAAAGUAAAUCAAGCGUAGAAAAAGAGGUGAAAGUAAUAUCUAAAGUUGAAGGUAAAAUUUUGAACUUGCCCACAAACAAAGCCAAACCAAAAGCGUCUACUAGAGCCAGUUCUAGAGUAAAGAAAACCAUCAAGAAAUCUGAACAAUUAACAACGAUAAAAGAUGCAUUUAAGAAAGUGGCUGAAAAAUCUGAACAGCCAGCAGUUGAAGAAACAACUGCGAUUGAGGAUGAUCAUAAUGGAAGCAUUCCAUCAACACCAACAAAGCGACAAGCUUCGAAAACUGACACUGAGCCAACUGCUCGAAAAAGAAAUCGAACAGGCAAAACCCAGCGAAAGGAUAUGUUGAAAGAACUCAUGGCAACACCAGAAAGAGGCUUUGAUUUCGACAAAUUUGUUCAAAAAGAUGAUUCCAAAACAAAAGGAUCAGCUGUUCGCAAACGUCUAGUUUUGAAAAAAUCACAGCAGGGGUCUGCUAAACUCCCUAUACUAAACCUAACACAGCCAGUUGAGACCAAUAAAGCACCUUCUACCAGUAAAGCUGAAGAUGAAACUUCUGAGGUACAAGAAGAAUCAUCAAAAGACCUUGUCAUCAAGAGAACGAAGGAUGAAUGGCUCGGUGAAUCUAAGUCAAAAGAUGACACAAAACAAAAAAAGAAACCCACGCUUGCAGAACUGAAGGCACGAAUGGGAAAAUCUACUAAGCUAGCAGACCUACAGGACAGACUUGCUAAGGUCAGUGAGGCUGCAGCCAAAGUCAAGAAGAGCAGGGAAGAGAGAGAAAAAAUAGAGAUCAAAAAGGAGGAAAAAAGUGAGCCUACGCCAGCUUAUGAGAAGUACCAUUCCCUAGCUCAACCCAUACCUCCCACUCUGAACCUGCCCUACAAAUACAAGAUGCUGGCAGAGAUGUUCCGCUCCAUGGACACAGUGGUCAGUAUGUUACACAACAGGUCAGAAGUGACAACAUUCAACAAACUCAAGAACUCUGUACAGGAAAUGGUCAGAAAGACAUUUGAGAAGAAACACGUAGGUCAAGUAAAGACUGUCUACCCCGAGGCUUAUGUCUACAGGCAAGAGAGAGGCCUGCAGUAUGCAGGGAAGAAAACAUCAGAAUACCAGUUGACCAUUGAGCCUAAACUGGAAAGAUCCAAAGAUGAUAACAUGGAAGAAAAGAAGCGGUUAGGACGACCUAAUAUGACAGCAUCCAGGAUGUUGGAGAGACGUAAUAUCUUCCAGCAUAGUCUCAUAGACAUAGUCAAGCAGCAUCAUCAGAAAUUCUUGACUCAGCUUCAACGACCAAUCAAAGUUCCAGAUGAUAAAAUAACAAGAUGGCAUCCAAAAUUUGCCGUGGAUGAGGUUCCCGAUAUAGAGGUCUCUGAUCUCCCAGAGCCGCCUGAGGUGCAGAGGUUUACCAAUGCUAAAGAUGUAUUGGACAAUCAGUGUAACACUUUAAAUCCAUUGGUUAGAAAGGCAUUAGAGGCUGUAGUUGUUAAGAAGGAAAAGGAGGAAUCAAAUAAAUCCCAGAGUGCACCUGUUAAGACUCCAGUGGUGUCAUCUUGUGGUAAAAGUGCUCUUGCAGGGUUACCAAGCUCUUUACUAGAGAAGAUUCGUGCCAAGGAGGCUGAGAAGGCUGUGGCAAAAAUGAUGCGACCCCCAGAGUGUGAUGUCAAAUUGGAACGACUCAAUAGACUCCCAGAACUAGCAAGAAUUUUACGCACCUAUUUCGUCCAAGAGAAACGACCCGCAGUCUUAUAUGAUGAUGUCAUCCAAAAAAUGGCUGAUAGCUACAGGACCGGCAUUUGUUUAGGUGAUGUAGAGCCCCAUAUAAAGCUUCUAAUAGAGACAGUCCCUGACUGGGUAACAGUCAUAAACAUUAAGAAAGGAAAAUAUCUGAAGCUUGAUAGGAACAAGGACAUUAACAUUGUACAUGACAUUCUUAAUAAAGCUAUCAAGGAAGCACAAUGA